Closterium sp. Yama58-4 is the source of this 579-nucleotide messenger RNA. The record is from the annotation of a GenBank genome assembly. NCBI's taxonomy places the organism in Eukaryota, Viridiplantae, Streptophyta, Zygnematophyceae, Desmidiales, Closteriaceae.
AUGAGGAGAGAAGGACGUGGACGUGGGAGAGGAGAGGAGGAGGAGGAGGAGGAGGAGGAGGAGGAGGAGGAGGAGGAGGAGGAGGAGGAGGAGGAGGAGGAGGAGGAGGAGGAGGAGGAGGAGGAGGAGGAGGAGGAGGAGGAGGAGGAGGAGGAGGAGGAGGAGGAGGAGGAGGAGGAGGAGAGAGGAGGAGAGGAGGAGGAGAGGAGGAGGAGAGGAGGAGGAGGAGGAGGAGGAGGAGGAGGAGGAGGAGGAGGAGGAGGAGGAGGAGGAGGAGGAGGAGGAGGAGGAGGAGGAGGAGGAGGAGGAGGAGGAGGAGGAGGAGAAAGAAGAGGAGAAAGAGGAUAUAGAGGAGGAAACAGAAGAGGAGAAAGAGGAGGAGAGAGAAGAGAAAGAGGAAAUAGAGGAGGAAGCAGAAGAGGAGAAAGAGGAGAAAGAGGAGGAGAAAGAGGCGGAGAACGAGGAGGAGAAAGAGGAGGAGAAAGAGAAAGAGGAGGAGAACGAGGAGGAGGAGAAAGAGAAAAAGGAGAAAGAGGAGGAGAAAGAGGUGGUGGAGGAAGAGAGAUAGGGGAGAAUUGA